This is a messenger RNA of Acaulospora colombiana, 1131 nucleotides long. NCBI's taxonomy places the organism in Eukaryota, Fungi, Glomeromycota, Glomeromycetes, Diversisporales, Acaulosporaceae. The record is from the annotation of a GenBank genome assembly.
AUGGAUGGUGCUAAACUUUUGAAAUCGAAGCCGCCCGUUUCAUCAAAUGCCGAAAGGGAUAUCAAUGUUUCAACAAAACCUUUAUCAGAAAAAUCCCCCGUUCAAGUUACCACGAUCGUGCAUCAGCCGAAGCAACCAAUCUCUUUCGAAAAAAACAUUCUAUUGCCACAGCUUCCUUCCCUAUUCGAAACCAUAGGAUAUGCUUAUUUCUUUGGUGCUUUCUUGACCGGCCCUCAAUUCUCUUUUCACCUUUAUAAAAAGUUCCUCACAGUGUCUCUGUAUCCUGAUAUAAACAACAUACCGCCGGGAUCUUAUAAGUCGGCGUUGAAGAGUCUUGUGCUUGGAGCCCUGUACCUAGGAGCUUAUCAAAUUGGUGCAGGUUACUUUCCGACGUCUUACCUAAUCACCAAAGAGUAUGCUGCGAGGCCAUUUAUUGAACGAUUAGCAAUCAUGUGGUGUGCUGGGAAAUUCUCAUUUACCAAGUACCUUGGAACAUGGACGUUGGUCGAAGGUGCCUGCAUUCUCUCGGGAAUUUCAUUUAAUGGUUACGAUGAAUCCGGCAAUGCCGAGUGGAAUGGUCUUGCCAACGUCGAUAAGAUCAUCGGAUCCUUCAACACGAACACAAACCUAUGGACAAAAACUUACAUCUUUAAACGACUUAUCUUCCUCGGAAACAAGAACCUCUCCUCGGUGAUCUCGUUGGUAUUCCUGGCACUUUGGCAUGGACUCCAUUCCGGCUAUUACAUGUGUUUUGGAUUAGAAUUUAUUGACAUGGAGGCCGAGAAACGUUGGACCAAAAGACUUGAGAAUUACACGAAACCAUUAUACUUUCCUCAGCACAAACGCAAUACAAGCAUUAGAUUCAUGCGAUCCUUGCAUCAGCUGGCCUGCUGGUUUGGUCAGACUUGCGCGUUGCAUUAUGCAAUGAUCUCAUUUGACUUAUUGAGGCUGGAACAUUGGAUUACUGCUUAUAAUUCGGUUUAUUGGAUUGGACACAUUGUGGUGUUCAGUUUGUUAUUUUUAGAUCUCAUCCUUCCGAGACCUAAAGCUAUGCUCAUGAACGGAACCACAAAGAUCAACGGGGCGAUAAAGGUUAACGGAAAUCUGGCUGAAUCCAAGAAGGAGCAGUAA